AUCAGAUAGGUCAGGAAGCCUUCAUGUCUGCCCAGUCACACCCUCAAGACCAUUUCACCCUCCUCCCAGAGUUGGGUGAGGCUGUGGAUUACCCUUGAAACAGAAGUUCCCUUAUGACAGAGGGGAGAACUCUGUAUAGAUAGGAAAACUGGGGCUUACAGACAUCAGGUAAAAGAGGAGCAAGACCAGUGACCCAAAAGGCAUUUACCAGCCUUGGGGCUCUUGCCUGCACACCUUACUGUUUACUCACUCCCAGUGCCCAAAAGAAAUGAUUACUUCUCUCAGGCAGUAGACACCUGGGCCUGGACUUCGGCCCCUAGAACCUCAGGGUGGAGGCAGGCCAGAAGGGAACAGCUCUGAAUUGCCUUGGGAGACCUCGUUAGAGAUACCUGCCAUCUGGUCCCUACCUAGCCCCAUGCAGAGCUGGGCCUCCAUCUGGUUGGUUGCUUCCGCAACAUGGGAGGAUGUGUGGGCCCCUCCCUGCACUCCCAGAGGGGAGAGACACCUCCCAGCAGGAGUCCAGACCCCGGGAAUAUUCUAGUCCUCCUUCUUCCUCCCCCUCCCCCUGUCAGACAAAACUAAGGCCCAGAGAGGGAGGAUCUGUGAUGAUUCAAGUCACACAACCAAACAGGGACUCUGACGGGUAAUUUCCCCACAGAGGAGGAUGGAAGCCUGCUGCGGAAUCAGGAAUCUGAGCGACCUCCCCAGGACACCGACGUCCCUGUCUGAGCUGUGGAUGGCUGAGCUCUGCGACAGGCCCCAGAGACUGGGAUCUGCUCCCCCCACAACUUCCAGGGUUGCAUUGGAGGCCAGUACUCAUGCAGGGGUGGCUCCUUCCUCCGUUUUCUCAUCUAUACAAGAGGAGUCAGAUGACUGGGCAGGCAGGUUGAAACGGCUGAUGACAUCACUGGUUCCCGGGAGCGGAGGAGCUGGAGCCUGAGCCCAGGGAGCCUGGGCUGCUAGGGGCUGCAGACAUGGAGGGCCAGAGCAGCAGCGGCAGCAGGAGGCCAGGCACCCGGGCUGGCCUGGGACCCCUGCCCUUGCCCAGGCCCCAUGGGGUUUCCCAAACUGGGGCACCCUCCAAGGUGGACUCAAGUUUUCAGCUCCCAGUGAAGGAGAAUGCGGCCCCAGUACCCUCGGAACCAAGGUUGGCUCUAGCACCUGUGGGACCACGAGCAGCUAUGCCACCUUCCACAGAGGGGCCAAGGUUGGCUCUGGCGUCUCCUCGACCCACCCUGGCUCCACUGUCUACCCCUGGAGGGCAGAAGACAGCUCUUGCCCGCCAUAGUUCCAGCCUAGCUCCAACAUCUGUGGGCCAGUUAGUCAUGUCUGCCUCAGCUGGGCCGAAGCCACCUCCAGUGACCUCAGGCUCAGUCCUGGCUCCAGCAUCCCUGGGGCAGCUGGUGACGUCCGCCUUGGCAGGGCCGAGGCCUCCCCCAGCCACCCUGCGGCCCAGGCUGUCUCCAAUGUCCAGGGACCAGAAGCAGGUGCCACCUGCCUCCGUGGGACCCAAGCCAGCACUGGCUGCCUCAGGCCUGAGCCUGGCCCUGGCAUCUGAGGAGCAGCCCCCACAACCCCCUUCCAACUCUUCCCCAGUGCCCAGUCCGGUUUUGUCAUCCUCUCAGGACCAGGCCCUGGCUCCAGCUUCUGUGACGUCAGCCUCGGCCUCUGUGGGAUGGACACCAGCUAAACAGAGGGAUGCCCCAGCCCCUAAACCUCUCCCCUCUUCCGAAGAGCAUCUCCAGCCUUCAGCUCAGGCAUCUGGUCCUGCAGGCUCCACAUCCUUGAUCCAACCCCCCGCAGACCCCUGGAUCUCCCCCUCCUUCAGAGCCCGGCCUGAGGCCCCCCGCAGCAGCCCCGAGGAUCCUGUCCUGCCCCGGCCACCCCAGACCCUGCCCCUGGAUGCGGGCCAGGGCCCUCCAGAGCCUGCCUCCCGUUCCCCAGGACUUCUGUCCCCCACCUUCCGGCCAGGGGCCUCCUCGGCCCAGACUGUGCCCCCACCUCUGCCCAAGCCACCCCGGUCUCCCAGCCGUUCCCCCAGCCGCUCCCCCAACCGCUCCCCCUGUGUCCCCCCAGCCCCUGAGAUGGCCCUCCCCAGGCCUGGCACCCAGGGUGCAGGGCCUAGUGGGCACUUGAGCCCCAGUCUUCGGCCCCAAGAAACUCCAGCUCCGGUCACCACCUCCCCUUCUACCCCCACCUCAUCAUCCUGUUGGUCAGCUCAGCCUACCUGCAAGAGCGACCCUGGCUUCUGGAUCACUGUGGUCACAUGGAACGUGGGCACGGCCAUGCCGCCUGACGACGUCACAUCCCUCCUCCACCUGGGCAGUGGCGGUGAUGACAGCGAUGGGGCAGACAUGAUUGCCAUAGGGUUGCAGGAAGUGAAUUCCAUGAUCAACAAGCGGCUCAAGGACGCGCUUUUCACAGACCAGUGGAGCGAGCUCUUCAUGGACGCACUGGCACCCUUCAACUUCGUGCUGGUGAGUACUGUGCGGAUGCAGGGCGUCAUCCUGCUGCUGUUCGCCAAGUACUACCACCUGCCCUUCCUGAGGGACGUGCAGACUGAUUGCACGCGCACUGGCCUGGGUGGCUAUUGGGGCAACAAGGGUGGAGUGAGCGUGCGACUGGCGGCCUUCGGGCACAUGCUCUGCUUCUUGAACUGCCACUUGCCAGCGCACCUGGACAAGGCAGAGCAGCGCAAGGACAACUUCCAGACCAUCCUUAGCCUCCAGCAGUUCCCGGGGCCCGGGGCGCAUGGCAUCCUGGAUCACGACCUCGUGUUCUGGUUUGGGGACCUCAACUUCCGCAUUGAGAGCUAUGACCUGCACUUCGUCAAGUUUGCCAUCGACAGCGACCAGCUCCACCAGCUCUGGGAGAAGGACCAGCUCAACAUGGCCAAGAACACCUGGCCCAUCCUGAAGGGCUUCCAGGAAGGGCCCCUCAACUUUGCACCCACCUUCAAAUUUGAUGUGGGUACUAACAAAUAUGAUACCAGUGCCAAGAAGCGGAAGCCAGCCUGGACAGACCGUAUCCUGUGGAAGGUCAAGGCUCCGGGUGUAGGUCCCAGCCCCUCAGGACGGGAAAGCCACCGCCUCCAGGUGACCCAACACAGCUACGGCAGCCACAUGGAAUACACAGUCAGUGACCACAAGCCAGUGGCUGCCCAGUUCGUCCUGCAGUUUGCCUACAGGGACGACGUGCCGCUAGUGCGGCUGGAGGUGGCAGAUGAGUGGGUGCGACCAGAGCAGGCUGUGGUGAGGUACCGCAUCGAAACCGUGUUCGCCCGCAGCUCCUGGGACUGGAUCGGCUUGUACCGGGUGGGUUUCCGCCACUGCAAGGACUACGUGGCUUAUGUCUGGGCCAAACACGAGGAUGUGGAUGGGAACAUCUACCAGGUGACCUUCAGUGAGGAGUCGCUGCCCAAGGGCCAUGGAGAUUUCAUCCUGGGCUAUUACAGCCACACGCACAGCAUCCUCAUUGGUGUCACUGAGCCCUUCCAGAUCUCGCUGCCCACCUCGGAGCCGGCCAGCAGCAGCACAGACAGCUCAAGCACCAGUUCAGAGGAUGAGGAUGACAGUACCCUGGAGCUGCUCGCACCCAAGUCCCGUAGCCCCAGCCCCGGCAAGUCCAAGAGACACCGUAGCCGCAGCCCAGGCCUGGCCCGCUUCCCUGGCUUUGUCCUGCGGCCUUCAUCCCGUGAACGCCGUGGUGCCAGCCGCAGCCCCUCACCCCCGAGCCGCCGCCUGCCCCGGGGGGCCCCUGACAGGAGCAAUGAUGGUGGCAGCCGGGGCAGUAGUGAGGAGGGGCCCUCUGGGCUGCCCAGUCCCUGGGCCUCCCCACCGUCUGUGCCUCGAAGCCUCGGCUUGCUGCCUGCCUUGCGCCUGGAGACCGUCGACCCCGGUGGGGGGGGUUCCUGGGGACCUAAUCGGGAGGCCCCAGCCCCCAGUAGCCAAGGCCGGCAGGGGCUGGAGGAAGGGGGUCUGGGGCCCUGAGGGUGGGUGGGCGGAUGGGCCCAGGUGGCCGCCACUGUGCCCCAAUCUCCUGCAAACCCACCUGUGUUCCUCUUGCCGCUGCUCCGGCUUCAUCCACACCUGCCACUCUGUCCUGGUCAGGGGUGGCCAAGUGGGGUCCCCCAAACUCAGUCCUGGCACCUCAACUGUGACAAUCAGCAAAGCGCUAUCAGCCCCCAUCUGAGAUGGGGUGGGGGGGGUUGCAAUCCUGGAGGUCAUCAAUUAGAAAUUAAAUUC
Zalophus californianus (California sea lion) is the source of this 4244-nucleotide messenger RNA. RefSeq names its product inositol polyphosphate-5-phosphatase J (gene INPP5J). Gene Ontology annotation, cellular component: plasma membrane; cytoplasm; ruffle. Gene Ontology annotation, biological process: phosphatidylinositol dephosphorylation; negative regulation of peptidyl-serine phosphorylation. Gene Ontology annotation, molecular function: phosphatidylinositol-3,4,5-trisphosphate 5-phosphatase activity; phosphatidylinositol-4,5-bisphosphate 5-phosphatase activity. The transcript is spliced from 16 exons. The coding region runs from base 975 to 3989 and encodes 1004 amino acids. The record is from RefSeq and is a predicted model, not a curated record. NCBI's taxonomy places the organism in Eukaryota, Metazoa, Chordata, Mammalia, Carnivora, Otariidae.